GCCAUGAUGUUAGGCAAAAACAGCGCACCUCUGUAGAUAUACUUACAGCAGAAAUGAAAGUUUCAGUCCCACCAGAACAUCCUCUUCCCAUCCAAACAAAAACUCUAAUAGACUUCCGGUAAGUAGCAUUAUUUUGUGUAUAUGUACUGCUAAUAGAUUUAUUGAUAUGUUCUAUUUAAUUAUUCUAAUUAAAAAUUUAGAUGUUGUAUCCAGCAACCAAACAAAGCUUCUAAUAUUUAUACUAAACUCCCAAAUGGGUCACCUUCUAUUGGAAAAUACAUAUUUUUCCAUACUCGUAAUUUCCUGCAGCUAUAUAACCUGUGAAUGCAUGCAAAUAAAUAAAUAAUUCACCUCAAAAAUUUACUUAAAAUGAAGGUAUUUUUAUCUGGAGGCAGAUGCAGGAGAUGCUAGAAGGGAGCAAAUAUGUUACAUGCCUUCCUCCCAGUUCCCAGGGAUUCCAGCUGCCACUUUGCUGGAGAAUCUCUGGGCCACAGCAGGUGAAGUAGGAAAUAAUCCCAUCUCAGACAUGACUGCCUGGGUGGCUGCUGCUGUCUCUCACAGCCUGGUGGCAGAUGGAGGUGGUGCUGGGGGUGUAGGGGAGCAAAGACAUGACAUGCCUUUCUAGCUGUUCUCAGAUGUUACAACAUUAGGCAGACACCUUGGGCACAUUGUGAUUGAAUGCUUCAUGGAUUAGCUAUGUUUGGUGCCUGCUGUUGAUGCUACUUCCUCGACUGUGCUCCCUUUUGUGAUCAUGUGGCUUGUCCCAUCGCAAUGGAUGUCAGGUCUGGCACUCUGCCUCUGCUACUGACCCAUUAUGACCUCGCCUGGAUAACAUGCAACUUAGGGACAGGAGGCCUGGCAUGCAUUCUCUGCUUCUGUGAUCUUGUUUCCUAAUGCAGAUGGUUCAUGAGGUAGCUGGCUGGCUCACUUGCUCAGUGGCUGUCUGCUGUGGCAUGCAACCUCUGCUGCUGUCUUGCUAAGGUGACAUGGCAUGGCACACAGUUGCCAUCUUGCUGCUACACAUGGAUUACCGGUAUGUUCAGGUUGGAAUGAAAGGCCAGCUACACUGGUGUGCUCCUUGUGCCAGACUGGUGGGUAAAAGAUGAAGAAAUGGCAAUCUGCUCCCAAGCACUCUGGAGUGAGCACUGGAGAAGAUGGAUCACUGCUUUGAGCAUAUCAAUUUGUACCUAAAGAACUAGCUUAGGUUUUCAAAGGGCAGAAGCUUAACUUUUAGCAUUUUUCUUUUUAAAGAACUGACAGUGUGUUGAAUCACAAGCUGCUUGUGAAAUUUUCCUUACUAAUAAAAGCAGCUUGCUAUGUAACAUGGGGAGCUUUUGUUCUAGCAAAACAGAGCUGCCUUGGAAUAUGUGGAAGAAGCAGUGCAUUUCUUUGGAUCUCAGCUCCUUAGUCCCUCAUUAUUUCAUGCCUAGCCCUAAUGAUCCAAAGUAUGUAAGGUUCUCUGCUUUUAACUACAUUUAUGAAUGCUAUUUUUACAUGAAUAUAAUUACACCUACAUUUGAAUGUAAUUUGGAUUUUUAAAAUUUAUGAAAAAGAAAUUAAAUACAACUAUGGGAUACAACUUAGUAUUUAUAUUUCUGGGUGUCUAAAAUGUAUUGAAAGCUGUUUGUGUAAAAUAUUCUGCUAGAUGUAUAAUUGGUUGCAUUUUGUGCUUUCUGUUUAGGGAAGACAUAGAAAAAGCUAAAUUAUCAGGAGACUGGAAAACAGUGUAUGAUUUUUAUUCAAAAACGUUUGAUUCUUUUCCAGAAAUCAAUACUGCGUUUAAGAAAAAUAUUGAUGCCCCUUUUAAUUCCAUUGAAGACUGUGGAGUUGAUGCUAAAUUUGUGAAUGCUGUUUAUGAUGCCUUACUAAGUUCAGUAAGUAAAACGAUAGUGUAUUUUUUCCACAUUUUGUACAUUGAAUAUACGGUUGUGUUUAUGUACAAAGUGUAGUAUUUAUAAUAUACGAGCAACUUUUAGUUCAAAUAUAAUCUGUGUUUUCCAUACACUGAAUAAAAAAAUGUUUAUGUUAGUCCAAAUGUGUAGCACAAACAAUGGAGCAACAGUAUCAUACCUCUUUCUUGUCCUUGUGUCCCAGCCUCUGUGCUUUUACCUUAAAUCAAACAGUUGAUGGGCAUAGGAUGCUAUCUGCAUUUGCCAAUAAUGUGCCAACCAUUCACCACCAGAUAGGGGAAGGGGUAAAAGCUGCCUGUUGUUGCCAGUCAUGUGAUAGCAAAUACAUGGGAGACCAGAAACUACAAUGAACCCCAUGGUACGGUUAGACCAGGCUUCCUCAAACUCAGCCCUCCAGAUGUUUUUGGCCUACAACUCCCAAGAUCCCUAGCUAGCAGGGCCAGUGGUCAGGGAUGAUGGGAACUGUAGUCUCAAAACAUCUGGAGGGCCAAGGUUGAGGAAGCCUGGGUUAGACAAACAUAUCUCUGAUAAUCCCUGUUAGAAAGAGAUAUAAAGACAUGGAAACAAAAGAGAUAGUUUGAUGGGGUUCAUAUGAGAAAAAAUAGGAAUUAUCAAUUUAGGAGAGAGACUGCCAACAGACGAUUUAAGCAAUAAAUUUAUAAAUGGCUUGAAAAUACUGAGAUUUUUUCUGAAUUUUAAAAUAAUCACUUGUGUUUUAUUGUAAGAAUGAAAACUAUUUUGAUAAGAGCAUUGUCUUGUCAUCAUUCAACCACAGGACUAUAAUGAUAUCUGUAGAAUUUGCUUCUGUGACAAAAUGCUGGUUGUGGGUUUUCUCUCUCUUUCUUCAUUUGUUCUAGCCUCAAGAUAUCCAGAAGUGUGUCCUCAAGGGAAUAAUUAAUGGUUUAUUACAGGAAUGGAAGGGGACCGUUUAUUUGCUUUCAGGCCACGUACAAAAGAUGAUCUUAGAGCAUAUUUUGUACUAAUACAGAAUCCUCUAUUUAGUACCACAUCAACAUUUGUUAUUUAUGCUCACUUGCUAAGGCAGAUUGCUGCCUUAACAGAAGGCGAUCAUCACUUCCUAAUUCACUGGUUUAAAAAGAUAUCACAGAAGAGAUUCAAGCAAGUGCUAGAAAGGCUGCUACAGUUUAUUUCUCUACGACUUUUUCCUGCAAAGCCUGAAGAAUUGCCUCCUCUGGAAAAGUGUUCUUGGUGGAUUCCAUCAGCAGCCAAAGUGUUGUCUUUAUUUAAUACUUCAAAUACUCUAGCUAAUCCUUCUAUUGUUCCAUAUAUGGAUUUUUAUAAUUCUACACUGGAUCAUAUUGAUCUCAUGGAAGAAUAUCAUAAUUGGCAAUGUUAUGGAAAUUCUCAAAGGUUUUCCUUCUGUCAAUAUCCAUUUAUUAUUUCUAUAGCAGCAAAAAAGGUUAUUAUUCAAAAAGAUUCUGAACAACAAAUGAUAAAUAUUGCACGGCAAAGCCUUGUGGACAAAGUCUCACGGAGGCAGAGGCCUGACAUGAACAUGUUGUUUCUAAAUGUGAAAGUGAGGAGAAUGCACCUAGUUAGCGAUUCACUAGAUGAGCUGACAAGGAAAAGAGCAGAUUUGAAAAAGAAAUUGAAAGUUACAUUUGUAGGAGAAGCUGGUCUUGACAUGGGUGGCCUAACAAAAGAAUGGUUUCUUCUUCUAAUUCGACAGAUUUUUCAUCCAGACUAUGGCAUGUUUACAUAUCACAAGGACUCUCACUGUCAUUGGUUUAGCAGCUUGAACUGUGAUAAUUACUCUGAAUUCCGAUUGGUUGGUGCUCUAAUGGGACUAGCUGUCUAUAACAGUAUCACACUGGAUAUUCGAUUUCCACUAUGCUGCUACAAAAAGCUACUUAGUCCUCCAAUUGUACCAUGUGACCAGAAUGCACCUGUAGGAAUUGGUAGCGUUACUAUUGAUGACCUAUGCAGGGUAAUGCCGGAACUGGCUCAUGGACUAAAUGAACUUCUUUCCUAUGAAGGAAAUGUUGAAGAAGACUUUUAUUCAACCUUCCAGGUAUUUCAAGAAGAAUUUGGAGUCAUAAAAUGUUACAACCUAAAGCCUGAUGGUGAUAAAAUCCCAGUUACAAAUCAGAAUAGAAAAGAGUACGUUCAGCUUUAUGUAGACUUCCUUCUCAACAAAUCAAUCUACAAACAGUUUGCAGCAUUUUAUUAUGGAUUUCAUAGUGUCUGUGCUUCAUAUGCAUUAAUGCUGCUUCGUCCUGAGGAGGUUGAAAUUCUAGUUUGUGGAAGUCCUGAACUGGAUAUGCAUUCUCUUCAGAAGCACACGCAAUAUGACGGUUACCAGAAAACUGAUCUUACUGUCCGGUAUUUCUGGGAAGUAGUACUUGAAUUUCCUCUUGAACUUCAAAAGAAGCUCCUGCAUUUUGCUACAGGAAGUGACAGAGUACCUGUAGGAGGAAUGGCCGACCUGAAUUUCAAGAUUUCAAAGAGUGAAGCAUCCACAAAUUGGUUACCUGUUGCCCACACUUGCUUCAAUCAGCUCUGCCUACCUCCUUACAAGACCAAAAAAGAGCUGAAACAGAAGUUGACAAUUGGAAUUUCAAAUGCAGAAGGCUUUGGUUUAGAAUAAGAACACUUGAAAAGUAUAGCCAAUGUAGCACUCGCUUUCCUCUGACUGUGCCUUUAAAGCUUUUCAUUUUGCUUUUAAUUCUAUAACAGUCUUACCUAGAACAGUGUGGAAUUGUUUGUUUGUUUUUUUAAAGAAAAAGUGCACUCUUUUGUGUAUAGAAAUAUACUCUCUUGCUGGAAAAACAAUUUUGUACAGUAUUCAUGUUAGUUUGUUUGUUUUUACAAUACUCGAUAGAGGAAAGAUGUCAGGACUGUCAGAUGGGAGGAUGUAUAUACAGUAUUUGCCUUUGUCUAAAUGAAACUGCCUCUUACUGUCUUCACAAGGGGAGGUGACUUAAGAGAGUCAGCCUCUGUCUCCUCAGGUUGCACAAGCUACAGGCAAAAGCUAUAGACUACAUCACUUAUGGAUAUUCCCCAGGGAAGUACAGCAAAUAAUAUGUAUUUUAAAAUACUUUUAUAUUGUAAGUCGCCUCAAGACUUUUAGUAGUAAGCAUCUAAGAAAUUAAAUGGGGGGAUCUUGAUUAAUUAAACCUGAUGAAAGAUUAUCUCCAAACAAUAUAGCAGAGCUUAUAACUGCCAUUGACCUGAGGCAUGUGGUGAGGCAAAUAACAGUUUUAAGGUAGAGCAAAUAUAGUAUUAAUAUAUAUUGUUAAUAUUUGGGCUUUCAUUCUCAAAUGAACUACGGUAUUUUAAAAGCAUGUAAAUAAUUGCCUGUAGGCCAAUAUGAUUUUGAUGGUGCAAUAUAAAGCUAAAGAUUUAUUUUUACAAAUUUUAGGGUUCAGAUGUUAUAUAUUAAGCCUUUACAGAUUAACAGAGCUGAUUGUACAGGAAUGUAAAAGCUGCUGUUUUAAAUUUAUCUAGAUUCUUAGACCAACUUUAAGUAUUAAAUCAAUUGCAUGAUUGUGAUAUUAAGCUAGACAGUUUGGCUGUUAGUGUACUUUUGUAAAUGUAAUUUUAAGAAAAGGAAAUUUAAUGUAUUAUAGUACAUUUGAAUUUAUUUGAUGGUAAACAAGUCACCUCUCAAAGCAAUGAAAGGUGUAAUUUUGAUAUUUUAAAAUUAUACAUCUUUUCAUUAGGAAUUUCAUACUGUCUUUUACACAAGAUUUAAAAUAAAUUGAGCAAAUUUUUAUACAGUUGUGAAUGUUAUAAAAUUGUAUCAGAUAUUCUAGCUUUUAUUUAUGUCAAUGUCACAAGCUAUGGAGAUGACAACUAGCCUAGAUGUUGAUAAUAACAGAUUAGACAGACUUAUCAAUGACACAUCUAUCAAUGGCUAAGCUGUGAGAGAUAUAUGGAUCCUCUAUUUCCAUAGACUCCAUAGUGCUGAUUACCAGCUGCUGCCAGAUACUACUGGAGAAGAACGGUUGCCUUCAUUUUUUUUGCAGGUAUCUGGAUAACAUCUGUUGAAACCAGGAUGCUGGACUUGAUGGAUCUGUGGUUUGAUCCAGCCAUGUUUCUUCCUUCCCUUCUAGGAGAGAUUUAGACCAGAUAACCCUCAGUGAGCAUAUGGGGCUUCUCCGCAUGCAGACUGCCUCAUUUACAUCCAUAAUAGGAAGUGAGCCCUUUUACAUUAAUUAGAGAAUGUUGACCACUGCUGGUCUUAGUGGCAACUGAUACAUGACUGCCGUUCAUAUUUAUAUAUUAUCUGUUAGGAUAAAUUUGACAUUGCCUUGUUCUGCUUCACACAGCUGUGCAUAUCAAGUAUUUGAAACCCUUCUGCUGGAACGCCUUCCUGAUCAACUCUGGAACGUCUGUAGAGCAUCACCAUUAUCAGAUGCCUAAGCUAAUGCUGAAGGCAUCCAGAGAAUUUCCGCGAGCCCAGGGCAUGGCUAUAUUUCUAUACCUCUAAGCCAUGUCUCCUUAUAGUUACAGUGCAAGUGAGCUCAAACCUGGGGUAGUGAUUGCAGUUUGUCAUGUCAACAACACUGAAGACCUUGUUAUCAAUACUUCACAAAUGUAUGAUCUUAACACAUGGGAGACCAACAGAGCUUAUUUCUCACUGUAUGCUAUAUCUAUCUAAAUCUCAGAAGAAUCCUACAUAUCCUUUGAUGAUAGUUUAUGUGAUCUAAAAUGCAGUUGAUUGGUGCACAGGAAUGCUACUUUUUAAGGAAGCAUCUGCCUUGUUCAGUCAAAUGCUUGGCAUGAAAUGCACAAUGCAGCUAGAGAACAUUUUUCAUUGUAAAGUGUGUGUCAUGCCAUCAGGCAAUUUGGCUCUCUUUGCACUAGUGCACUGCUCCUUGAGAGUGCAUUAGAGGAUCCCAGUCUUGGAGAGAGAGAUUUGCAUUUCCCGCUUUCAAUUAAAGCAAGCCAUGAUAUACUGACUCUCUGCUUUUGAAGUUAUAUCUUGAGUGCUCUCAAAAUUGCAUCCAACAUGGUGCCACUCUUCUAGCAAAUCCUUCCUCAAAAGCCAUGUCUUCCACACAGGGUUUGGCUCAGCAUUUAUUCCUCACCUACAGAAACAAAGCCUACAUAUAUUUAGAGUUCUGCAUAUCCAUCCUUACUCUUGCCUCUGCCUUUCCUGCGCUACCUUUCUCCAUCACCUCUGCUGUCUCCCCCUCUGUCCAAUUUUAGCACAGGAGCUUCUCAGGGCCAUGUACAUAGAUGAGGCUAUGUAAAUCAGUGUGUUUUUUUCUGGGGAGAUGCAGGGGUACACAUACCCCUAAACAUUUUGUGAAUCUUUGUACUUUUGUCCAUUUGCUGUAUUUAUUUUCCCCGAUUUGAACUAUAAAAUGGUGAUUUUCUUGAGUCAAAAUGAGAGUACCCCCAAACAUUUUUAUAAAGAAAAAAAAAGCACUGACGUAAAUAAUUGCUACAACCACUGCAUGGAGUCCUUCCUU
This is a messenger RNA of Zootoca vivipara (common lizard), 7351 nucleotides long. Lineage: Eukaryota; Metazoa; Chordata; Lepidosauria; Squamata; Lacertidae. The record is from RefSeq and is a predicted model, not a curated record.